CACCUACUGAUCUCUAGGCUAGGGUAUCCAGGAACUACUUGUCAGAGGAGUGAAGGGAAGGGGAGAGUGAAGGAGUCGAAGGCUAGACAGGUCGAUUUACUUGGCACCUGCAAUUCUUCGAGUGAAAACAUAAUAGACUACACGUAAUAUCAUCGUUUUACCCAGUUAUAUCAGAUUUUGUUUGAAAGCGUGCACUUUUGUCGAGUGGUGUCCAUUUUACCAAAACAAACUAUCGUAAUUAUUUUGAAGCAAGAAGGUUUGUAGUCUAUUUUUGCAGACCGAGUUCGACAUUGGACUAACAGGCUAUAUGCUUACAGGUGAUUUUCAGAGGUAUCGUGCAGGAUGUCUGACCGAUGUCCACUUUAGUGUAGAUAGUCAUUUUUGAACAUAGUCGAGGACACCGCAACCGCAAGUUGCCAUGAAGGACACUGGCGAAUCAAAGGACCACCAACUAACUGUGGCCCUGAGGAUCAGACCCCUUAGCGAUUCAGAGCGAGAAGAGAACGCCACCAUAGUGGCCCACAGAGUGGACGACCAGAUGGUGGUUCUGAUGGACCCCCUGGAAGACCCAGAUGACAUCCUGCGUGCCAACCGCUCCCGGGAGAAGACCUACAUGUUCGAUGUGGCGUUUGACUACUCAGCCAGCCAGGAGGAGGUGUAUAGAGCCACGACCAAGGGCCUGAUCGAAGGCCUCAUAUCUGGCUACAAUGCCACCGUUUUUGCCUACGGACCUACAGGUUGUGGGAAAACAUACACUAUGUUGGGAACAGACCGAGAGCCGGGGAUCUACGUGAGAACCCUAAAUGACCUAUUCAAAGCGAUCGAGGAGACGAGUGAUGACAUGCAAUACAACAUCUCCAUGUCCUACCUGGAGAUCUACAACGAGAUGAUCCGGGACCUUCUCAACCCGUCCUCUGGGUUCCUGGACCUCAGAGAAGACUCUAAAGGAGAGAUCCAGGUGGCAGGCAUCACAGAGGUCUCCACUAUCAAUGCCCGCGAGAUCAUGGAGCUGCUAAUGAAGGGCAACAAGCAGCGGACCCAGGAACCCACAGCGGCCAACCAGACAUCGUCCCGCUCCCAUGCUGUUCUACAGGUGGCAGUGCGGCAGACCAGCCGCAGUCGAGACCUUCUACAGGAGGUCCGCUUCGCGCGCCUCUUCAUGAUCGACCUCGCCGGCUCCGAACGAGCCUCCCAGACACAGAACCGGGGUCAGAGGUUAAAAGAAGGGGCUCACAUCAACCGCUCCCUCCUGGCUCUGGGUAACUGUAUCAACGCACUGAGUGAGAGACACGUUAACAAAUACGUCAACUACAGGGACAGCAAGCUGACCCGGCUGCUAAAGGACUCAUUGGGCGGCAACAGUCGCACGGUGAUGAUAGCCCACAUCAGCCCUGCUUCCCUGGCCUUCGAGGAGUCUCGCAACACGCUGAGCUACGCCGACCGCGCCAAAAAUAUCCGCACUCGGGUUAAGCGGAACAUGCUGAACGUAUCCUACCACAUCGCUCAGUACACCAACAUCAUCACCGACCUGCGCAGUGAGAUCCAGCGCCUCAAGAAGAAGAUUGCGGAUCAGGCUGGACGUCAGCUCAACUCUGACCGAGCUGAUAUCCGCCAUGUCCAAGCGGAAGUGCAGUCCCACAGCACGCAGGCGAGCCGGACAGAGAUGGACCAGCUGAGAGAACAGUUGCUAGAGGCCUUCAGGAGCCAGAUGGAGAUCAGGAAGAACCUGAUAGAGCUGGACAACAGCAACAUGGAGAUUCAGAUGGACACCUCAAAACACCUGCUCACCAUCACAGAUUGGGAGCAGGAGCGGAGUCAUCGUCGCAGGAAGUGGCGUGCAGAGAGGAAGAAGGAGAGCUUCAGUAAGGAGGAGAGUGAGAAGGACUCUGACUGCCCUGAGUCUCCUCCAGACAGCACAGAGACCCAGGAAGUAGCGAUGGCUAGAGAGAACCUGGUCACACUCAUGGCUGAGCAGAAGAAGAUACGCAAACAGAAGGCGUUGCUGGAGUGCCGCUUCGUGGAGCUGCGGGAGAGGGCCAGGCGUCUGGAGGAGUUGCUCCCACGCAGGGUGAGCUCAGAGGAGCAGAGAGAGGUGCUGGGCCUCCUCUGCAAGGUGCACGAGCUGGAGAUUGAGAAUGCAGAGAUGCAGUCCCACGCUCUGCUCAAAGACAACGUGAUCCGGCAGAAGAACUAUGUGGUGCAGAGAUUCGAGCAGCACCGCCACCUCUGUGAUGAGAUAAUCCAGCAACAGAGGCAGUUCAUCGACGACCACAGCCUCCUCGUGCCUCCCCACCUCCAGGAGCUGUAUGACAUUUACAUGAGAGAGCUGGAUGAGAGGAACCUGGACAGAGCCAUGGCCCUGGACAAGGUCACCGGACGCACACUGAAGAAGGGCUCCCUGCCCAAGAUCACCCUGCCCAACCGUGGUGGGGGGCCCCAGCAGGAUGUGGACUCUGACCAGGAGAGUGUCCGCACCAUGGGCUCAGAGACCAGGCACAGCCAGCCCAAGACCCGCAGACACACCCUGCCCCCCAUCCUACCUGAGGGAGACAACAACCGGGUGUUUAAGAGCAGCCCCCACGCCAGAAAUUUGAAACACUCUACCGUGAUGACCCCACCUCCCAUCCACAUUAACGGCCAGGGGAACAGAGAGCUGCAGCCGUUGGCCAACGAGAGUAUUCUGAGCUACAGCCAUCUCAGCCACAGUGUCAGCAGUCAACUGGACUCCUCCCCUGAGAGCAGCGAGACAGGCCAGGACGUCCCCCUCACACGUAAAGAGAGGCAGCAGAUCCUUAAAGGGGUCCACAACAUUGCAGUGAAGGCUGCUCGUCGCCGCUCCAAGGCCCUGGAAGUGGACGCCCUUCGGCUCCCCCCUCCUCCAUCCCCUCUGGACCACAAGAAGCACAAGGACAGCCUGUCUCUCAGUGAGGCGCCCCCUAGGGGCCUGGCCCUGCUCCGUUGUCGGCAGCCCAGCCCUGAGCUCCGCCACGCCACCUCAGAUGAGAACCUGUCCAGCAGCACGGGGGAGGGGCCUGGCUCCCAGGGCAUCUGGACACGCCCACGCAAUCGCCAGCCAGCCCCCAAGAACCCAAACGCCACAUCCCGCGAGCAGGACUUUGAGGCUCGGCGCCGGAAGAGACGCUCACGCUCGUUUGAGGUCACAGGCCAAGCACUGUCUCAGUCUAAGGCCACAGCCACGCCGCGUUUACGUCCUCUGGACAGCACAUCGGACCCUCACCUCCACAUCAACGGCCUGCCUCAAGCGCCCCUUCAACGGCCACAACACAGGGGCGUCCCACCUCUCACCAAGGCCCGGUUGCCCCAGAACAACCACCAAACAGGCCCCAUCAUCUCAGAGUCCCCGCCAGCCAACGCCCCCUUGGGCCAGCUGAAGCGUGCGUCCCAGCUGCGCCAGCCCCUGCUCUACAUCACCUCCAAUGGUUCUGGGGCACAACGUGUACGGAGGCACUGAAGACCUACACCCAUUACUACUCCAGGGUGGUGUAAAUUAGGGCAUUAAGAAUGUUUUUUUUUUAUAGUUUUUUAUGUGCAUUUAAAAAAAGAAAGUAAAACAAACAUGUAUUAUUCAAUUUGGGGCAUAAUUAACUUGACCCAGGGUUUCCUUGCACAGAAUCCCCUAACACCAACGCUAACCUGACCAGCUGGCACAGUUCAUAUGGACGGGACUAAACUGCACCAAAGAUGUACAUAUCAGACAAAAUCUGGACACACCCAUUCAAAUGAAUUGGUAAAUGUCUGAAAGCUUUUGACUGGUACUGUAUAUUUUGAGAGUAUAGCCUUCUACAAUGGACACCAUGUUAGCCCCUUUAGGCGUGUUCACACUGCACCUCAUCUCAGUGUUAACUGCCUUCUUAGCCCAGGGCAACUGUUCACACUUGCACAUUUUGAAUUACUAGCAGGUUUUUCACCAAAUGUUAGGGUCUAGCCCCAGAGACACCCUGGCAAAAUAUGCAGUGUGAAACAGGACCAAAAACAAAGCAUAAAAGGUUUACUCUCAAGUCAAAUCAAAUACAAUGUGAUAUGGUAUUUUGUUGUAUUUGUCCAUCAGCCCAAUGCUUAAAAAUACAAAUGAAUCUUUAUCCCAGGGUUACGACACUGGUGUUAACAUACGCUGAGCUAGCUUACGGACAGUCUUUGGUUGGGACUAAGUUAACCAAUUGCUAAGAACACUGCAGUGUGAAAAGGCCUCUUGAGUAUUCUAUUCAUCCAUUCAGUGCUAUCAUUCGGAAUGUUGUACAAAGCAUCCUUACAAUUCAAACAAAAUUUGUAUACCAAUAUCAAAAAUUUUCAUAUUUUUUCUUUCUUACUGCAAUACCAAAGAUGACUCUUCUGUCCUAAAUGGCACCCAACUUCUAUAGUGCUGUACUUGAUAGUGUUUUACUUUUGACCUGGAUCUGAAUCAGCCAGUGCUUACACAGGCUACAUCCCACUGCUUUCAUACAAUACUUAUCUUGGUGAAGUGUUGAUGAAGCCUCGAUGUUACAUCAAGCUAAUGAGGAGAGAAUGUAGAUUUUGUCUGUUGUGGUUCAAUUCAACCGACAUAACAAAGGGGUGAAUGAAAAUGCUAGCUGGCACUUGUAAAGGAUGGAGAAACCUGCUAGCCUGGGCACAGAUCUUGCCAAUUUCAUUCCUUUUGUUGUGAAGCCAAAAAUUUUUGGCAUGACAAUGACUGACAGGGAGUUGGCAUGAUGGCACAGGGAUGUCACCCAAUAGAUCAAGAAUGUCCGGGUGAACAACAACAAUAAUAUUAUUAAUUUAUGUACAGUGGAUAUAAAAAGUCUACAAACCCCUGUUAA
Messenger RNA from Esox lucius (northern pike), 4817 nucleotides. RefSeq names its product kinesin family member 19 (gene kif19). The transcript has 19 exons. Gene Ontology annotation, biological process: microtubule-based movement. Lineage: Eukaryota; Metazoa; Chordata; Actinopteri; Esociformes; Esocidae. The coding region runs from base 419 to 3472 and encodes 1017 amino acids. Gene Ontology annotation, molecular function: ATP binding; microtubule motor activity; microtubule binding. The record is from RefSeq and is a predicted model, not a curated record.